AUGCCUUUUUUCUCUAAUCCUAAUCCGUUUGACGCUAGUGUCGAAAAAGCAACAGACGAGAGGAACACCUCAGAGGAUUGGGCUACCAUUCUUGACAUUUGUGACAAGGCCAAACAGUCUCAAGUCGCAGCCAAAAAUUGUUAUAAAGCCGUUAUGAAAAGGGUGUUGAAUAGGAAUCCUCAUAUUGCUUUACAGGCUAUUUCGCUUCUGAAUGCCUGCGUAAAAAAUGCUGGUCGAUAUUUUUGGCUUGAAAUAGCCUCAAAAGAUUUCAUCACUGAUUGUAGAAAGAUCAUCAGUGAAGAGAAGCAAGGAGUGAUUCAAAAGAAAAUAUCCAACCAGCUGAAGCAUCAUCUAAGAAGUUGGGCUAAAACUGAAUUCAAAUCUGACUCUGAACUGAGAAAUGAAAUGAUGUACUUCUUUAGCUCAAUUCCUGGCUUGUAUAAAUCAUUGAAGCAUGAAGGUGUAAGUUUUACUCUUGAUGAUGGUUCAACCAAUUCAAAAUUGAAAAAGUUGUCAAAAGACCCGAACGUUGUACAGAGCAAGGAGGAAGAAGAGGAUAUUGCUAAAGCCAUAGCUCUCUCCUUGAAGGAUUCUGAAAAGUCAAAGCCAUUUUCAUCAUCUGCCUACUCGUCGUCGUCGUCAUCAGCAGCAGCAGCUGCAUCAUCAAUCUAUCCUGCAUUCCAGUCAGCAUCAUCAUCUUCAUCUUCGUCGUCUUAUUCCACAGUUAAUAAGAAUAAAGAACCUAGGAAGGUGAAGGCCCUUUAUGACUUUGAAGCUGUAGAGGACAAUGAGCUGACGUUCAAGGCAGGAGAGAUUAUUGGAGUCAUUGAUGAUAGUGAUCAGAAUUGGUGGAAAGGUGUGUCGUGGAGAGGAGAGGGGUUAUUUCCCGCCAAUUUUGUAACCAAUGAGCUUGAAUCUGAAGAUGACAAAAUAGGUGCUACAAGCUCAAAAAAAUCAAAAAACAAAAACGAAAGUGAUGAUGGUGACAACGCGGAUGACGACGACGACGAGGAGGAAGAUGAUGAUGAUGAUGGUGAGGUGGUAGAGAGGAAGAAUGCUGGCUUCGUUGGAAAAGUUGCUGGGGGUAGGAGGAAGAGAAGGAAGGAUGAGAAGAUAAACACGACACUGAACAUGCUACAGAGUGCUGACCCGUGCGGUGAUGUUCAGACUGAUCCGGAGAACAUGCAGACGUACGAGGAACAUUGCAAACUUAUGAUACCCCUCAUCAAUCAGGAACUCGAGAAGAUUGAUAGACAGCACAUGAAGUUGAUGGAAUUCAAUGACAAGCUGAUCCACUCAUUAGAACUCUACCACACUCUGAUGGCCGAGCUACCACACUCAACCACAGCAGCUGCAACUUCAACGACGUCAUCUUCAACAUUGAUGAUCAACCAUUUCAGCCGCAGCAGCAGCAGCAGCUUCAACAACAACAUAUUUCUCCAACACACCAGCAUCAAACACCAGCAUUGCCAACCCACUAUUCACUGUCAUCGUACACUGAUGUACGUUAACAUGUACCAACCAGUAAACAUCAGCAACAUAACGACAGUUCAAACGAACAUGGCGUCACUUCCUCCACAGCAACAACCACCACAACCACCACAGCCACAACCACCACAGUCACAAUUAUCACAACAACAGUUACAAAAUAUUCAACAACAGCCACAACUGCAACUGCAACAAUAG
Messenger RNA from Helobdella robusta, 1686 nucleotides. RefSeq lists its product as hypothetical. The record is from RefSeq and is a predicted model, not a curated record. Bases 1 to 1686 code for a protein of 561 amino acids. Gene Ontology annotation, biological process: protein transport to vacuole involved in ubiquitin-dependent protein catabolic process via the multivesicular body sorting pathway. Gene Ontology annotation, cellular component: ESCRT-0 complex. NCBI's taxonomy places the organism in Eukaryota, Metazoa, Annelida, Clitellata, Rhynchobdellida, Glossiphoniidae. The transcript is spliced from 15 exons. Gene Ontology annotation, molecular function: ubiquitin binding; phosphatidylinositol binding.